UUGAAUGCAUUUUGCAACUUCUUUGGACGCACACAGCACUUGCCUCUUUCAUUACUUACUGCUUACUUCCUACAUUCUCUCUAAUUCUCUUCCCCUUUAAAUUCUCUUUCUCAAAGGGUUUGCUUCUCUUCCAAUUCCUUCUCCUCUUCACUCACUUAAUCUUGCCGUAGUCAUGAAUCCUUCAGAAGAGUUUUUAGAACAAGGAAUAUCUCAACAGAAUUUGAGGAAGGCUUCAUGCAUGACGGUGGCAACUUUAGCUUAUCAAAGUCUUGGGGUUGUAUAUGGUGACCUCAGCACCUCUCCUCUCUAUGUUUACAAGACCACCUUCUCAGGGAAGCUGAGCCUUCAUGAGAAUGAUGAGGAGAUUUAUGGCGUCUUUUCCUUCAUCUUCUGGACUUUUACUCUCAUUGCUCUCUUUAAAUAUACUUUGAUUGUCAUGUCAGCGGAUGAUAAUGGUGAAGGUGGUACAUUUGCGUUGUAUUCUCUGCUGUGCCGACAUGCGAGGCUAAGCAUUCUACCUAAUCAACAAGCCACAGAUGAAAAGUUGUCUGCAUAUGCAACACAUGGAUCCGUGGAGACAUGGCAGAGCUCUGCUCUCAAGUCAUUCUUUGAGAAACACCCUAGAUUUCGUACUGGCUUGUUCAUUUUGGUUCUUCUUGGGACCUGUAUGGCAAUAGGCGAUGGAGUACUUACACCUACAAUAUCAGUUCUUUCAGCAGUUUCAGGAGUCAGACUUAAGAUCACAGCACUGCAUGAGAAUUAUGUUGUUUUGAUCUCAUGCGUCAUCAUUGUGGGGCUGUUCUCACUUCAGCAUCACGGAACGAACAGAGUUGCUUUCAUGUUUGCUCCGAUUGUCACAGCAUGGCUUCUGUGCAUUAGCAGUAUUGGUAUAUAUAACAUAUUUAGAUGGAAUCCACACAUAUUUCAUGCACUUUCUCCAGUUUACAUGCUGAAGUUCCUUAAGAGGACAGGCAUAGAAGGAUGGAUCUCAUUAGGAGGAGUGGUUCUCUCAAUCACAGGUGUGGAGACAAUGUUUGCUGAUUUGGGCCAUUUCUCUUCACUGUCAAUAAGGGUAGCUUUCUCAUUUUUGGUAUAUCCCUGCUUGGUUCUUGCAUAUAUGGGAGAGGCUGCUUUCCUCUCAAAACACCAUGAAGAUAUCCAGAGAAGCUUUUAUAAAGCCAUACCAGAAGCUGUUUUUUGGCCAGUGUUCAUUGUGGCAACUUUUGCUGCUGUUGUUGGAAGUCAAGCUGUAAUAUCAGCUACGUUCUCCAUUAUAAGCCAGUGUUGUGCAUUGAAUUGCUUCCCCUUCGUGAAAAUCAUUCAUACUUCGAGUAAAAUAUAUGGGCAGAUAUAUAUCCCAGAGGUCAAUUGGAUAUUAAUGUGUCUUUGUUUAGCUGUGACAAUAGGAUUGAGAGACACCAACAUGAUGGGUCAUGCAUAUGGUCUGGCAGUCACUACAGUUAUGUUUGUGACAACCUGCUUGAUGGCAUUGGUGAUGAUAAUCGUUUGGAAGCAAAGGAUAGCUAUUGCAGUUGCAUUCUUAGUGAUUUUUGGAUCGAUGGAACUGCUUUACAUCUCGGCAUCUGUUUACAAGAUCCCAGAAGGGGGUUGGAUUCCUCUAGCACUCUCUUUCAUUUUUAUGGCUAUAAUGUAUAUAUGGAACUAUGGAACGACUAAGAAGCACGAAUUUGAUGUGGAGAACAAGGUAUCGAUGAAUAGGAUCGUGUGUUUAGGCCCUAGCCUUGGCAUGGUAAGGGUCCCUGGGAUCGGUCUUAUUUACACUAAUCUGGUAUCCGGGGUCCCUGCAGUUUUUGGACACUUUGUCACAAACUUACCUGCAUUCCAUCAGGUGCUGGUUUUUGUUUGUGUCAAAUCUAUACAAGUUCCAUACAUUAGCGAAAAAGACCGGUUGAUGAUUAGUAGGGUAGGUCCAAAGGAGUACUGCAUGUUCCGGUGCAUCGUCAGGUACGGUUACAAAGAUCCGCAGCAAGAAAACUACGAUUUUGAGAACCGAUUGGUGUCGGGAAUAGUACAGUUUGUGGAAGCAGAAGAAGAUACUACUUUGAAAACAACUUUUAUAUCAUCAUGUGGAAGAGAGGUAGGGAACAUGGAUAUUGAAAAAUUUGAUGCACAAAACCAGGAUCAUAGUUUCACAAAUUCAAAGUCAAGUGAUAUUUUGGAGACAAAAAUCUGGAAGGGGCAUGAAGGAGGGGCUCCCCUUAAAGAUGAGUCACUGCAUAUACUGAGAGCCAAAGAAUCAGGGGUUGCAUUUAUACUAGGCCAUUCAUAUGCAAAGGCAAAGAAAUCAUCUUCCAUAGUGAAGAAAUUUGCCAUAAAUGUGGUAUACUCUUUUCUGAGCAAGAAUUGCAGGGAACCUGAUGUGGUAUUGAAUGUGCCUCAUACUUCUUUGCUAGAAGUAGGUAUGAUCUAUCAUGUCUAACUCUAACUCCAAUUAUCUCAAUCAUAAGAGAAAUGUAAAUUAUACAAAGGGAAAGAGGGUCCCUUAAAUUUACAUAUGAUGUGUAUACAAAGAGACGGGGCACAAAAUAACUUCUAAUUCUAACAGGAGGCUGCCUUACCCGUUAAGAACCACUUGACAUGAAAAUCCCUUCAAUGGUUUUUUGUUUU
This is a messenger RNA of Gossypium raimondii (Peruvian cotton), 2628 nucleotides long. Its product is annotated as potassium transporter 1. Gene Ontology annotation, molecular function: potassium ion transmembrane transporter activity. The record is from RefSeq and is a predicted model, not a curated record. Gene Ontology annotation, biological process: potassium ion transmembrane transport. The coding region runs from base 173 to 2440 and encodes 755 amino acids. The transcript has 9 exons. NCBI's taxonomy places the organism in Eukaryota, Viridiplantae, Streptophyta, Magnoliopsida, Malvales, Malvaceae. Gene Ontology annotation, cellular component: membrane.